GCAUCUGGGAAGCAUCCUACGACAUUGCCUUGAUAAUGCCCCGUGCCUCCUCAAUACCAAAAUUUUAUUCACCUGCCUGCAAUUGCAACCGCCAGACAGGAAGUCGCUUGUAUUUCCCCGUGUUCACACCCGAACGGGACAACGACACAACAGACCAACCGCCACCAAACCACCACCAAGACUACUACAGUGAGCGUUUGCAAUCUUGGGAAGCUCCCAAUCCGGCAACAUGGACUACGAGGCCCUCAAGGAGCAAUGGAGCGAGGUCGAGGAUCGCGAUGGAGUCCGUCUCAGCUGGAAUGUAUUUCCAAGCUCUCGCAUGGAAGCUUCACGUCUCGUCGUCCCCAUCGGCGCUCUCUACACCCCCCUCAAGGAGAAACCCGACACACCUAUCCUGCAGUUUGAGCCCGUUACCUGCAAGCAGCCAUGCCGCUCUGUAUUGAAUCCAUUCUGCCAGGUAGACGUUCGAGCUCGACUGUGGAUAUGUCCCUUCUGUCUGUCGAGAAACCCCCUACCGCCGCACUACAAGGACAUCACGGCGAACGCAAUCCCUCCAGAGCUGCACCCCUCCAACACCACUAUUGAGUAUCGGCUCUCUCGCCCGGCCCCCAGUCCCCCCAUCUUUCUCUAUGUCGUUGAUACGUGCCAGGAGGAGGACAGCCUCGCUGCGCUCAAGGAAUCUCUGGUCAUGAGUUUAAGUCUCCUCCCGGAGACUGCGCUCGUCGGCCUGAUAACCUACGGUACAAUGGCCCAAGUCCACGAGAUCGGCUACACUGAGUGCGCCAAGUCGUAUGUCUUCCGCGGUAGCAAGGAUUACUCGGCCAAGCAAGUACAGGAAAUGCUCGGUUUAUUGGCACCCACCAUCAGACCGGGCAUGCCUCAGCAACAGCCCGGCCGCCCCAUAAUGCCAAUGGGCCCGGCCUCUCGAUUCCUCUUGCCGGUGCAGCAAUGCGAGUUCCAGCUCACCAAAGCCCUGGAACAACUGCAAAAAGAUCCCUGGCCUGUUGCCAACGAUAGGCGUAACUUGCGCUGUUCGGGAGUUGCGCUGAGCGUUGCCGUCGGCCUGCUCGAGUCCUCAUUUCAGAAUGCCGGAGGCCGUAUCAUGUUGUUUGCUGGAGGCCCUGCUACCGAGGGUCCUGGAAUGGUAGUCGGCCCCGAGCUGAGGGAGCCAAUCCGGUCCCAUCACGAUAUUGACCGUGAUAAUAUUAAGUACUACAAGAAGGCCCUCAAAUUCUACGACAACCUCGCCAAGCGAACCGCCCACAAUGGUCACAUCAUUGACAUCUUCGCCGGCUGUCUGGACCAGGUUGGCUUGCUAGAGAUGAAGGGGCUGUGUAAUUCUACCGGCGGCCACAUGAUCCUGACGGACAGUUUCACCUCGUCCAUGUUCAAGCAGUCCUUUAUCCGCAUAUUCGAAAAGGAUGCAGAUGACAACCUGCUGAUGGGUUUCAACGCUGUGCUCGAAGUUCUUACCACCAAGGAGCUCAAGGUAACGGGGCUCAUCGGACAUGCCGUCUCAUUGAACAAGAAGUCGACUUCAGUGGGAGAGACAGAGUGUGGCAUUGGUAACACAUGCUCGUGGAAGAUGUGCGGCAUCGACCCAACCGCCAGUUAUGGCGUUUACUUUGAAAUUGCAAGCCAAGGUGGCCCCGCCCAGCACCAGCAAGGGCAACAAAAAGGCAUGAUGCAGUUCCUGACGUAUUAUCAACACUCGAGCGGCCAGUUUCACCUGCGUGUAACCACGGUGGCGAGGAAUUUGAGCGGGCCCGCUGGCGAUCCCGCCAUCGCUCAGUCUUUCGAUCAGGAAGCAGCCGCGGUGCUCAUGUCCAGAAUCGCCGUCUUCAAGGCCGAGGUCGACGACGGCCCGGACGUGCUCCGCUGGGUUGAUCGCAUGCUUAUUCGCCUGUGCUCUAGAUUUGCAGACUAUAGGAAGGAUGACCCCUCGUCUUUCAGAUUGGAGAAGAAUUUCACUUUAUACCCCCAGUUCAUGUUCCAUCUCCGUCGAAGUCAGUUCCUCCAGGUUUUCAAUAACUCACCCGACGAGACGGCUUUCUAUCGUCACGUCAUGAACCAUGAGGAUGUCAGCAACUCCCUCGUCAUGAUCCAGCCCACGCUGGAUUCCUACACUUUUGACCAGGAAGGCGGCCAACCGGUUCUUUUGGAUUCGACGUCAAUUCAACCUACACAUAUUCUGCUUCUCGAUACCUUCUUCCACAUCCUUAUUUUCCAUGGUGAGACCAUUGCGGAAUGGAAGAAAGCAGGCUACCAGGAUCAAGAGGGCUACGAGAAUUUCGCAGGGCUACUCGAGCAGCCAAAGGAGGACGCAAGGGACCUGAUUAGUGACCGGUUCCCUCUCCCUCGAUUCAUUGUUUGCGAUGCGGGUGGCUCGCAGGCUCGAUUCUUGCUGUCCAAGCUCAACCCCUCCACAACUCACACGACAGGUGCCUAUGGUGGUGUAGGAGCUCAGACGGCGCAAACCAUCUUUACCGAUGACGUGUCCCUCCAGACUUUCAUGGACCACCUGAUGAAGCUGGCGGUCAGCGGCACAAACUAGAUGGUAGCUGGAGUGGAAUUAGGCUUGAGAUGCAUUCCUGUUAAAAUGCGGGGGAAGUGAGGGGGGGCUGGUGCUUGGCAUGAUUAUGAUGGAUGGCACACAGCUCAGCAUCGUCCUCGAGUGCCUAGGUAUUUUAGCCUAGUUAUAUGCAAUGGACAAGCCGGCCCAGCGGUGGGAGACGAUCUUUCGAAAGUUUCAAACCCCUACACUGAUUGAAACCCCCAUAGUAGGCAAGCAUCAUUGCCGACUAUCCACGCAUACUCUGGGGGCCUAUGAGUAAGUCCUUUGGGAAAUCAUAAUGAUGGGUCUAUGUAACGGCAUUGUUAAAAUAUAUGAGAGCUGAGAAAAUUGAGAACACCAUGAACCCCGGCCUCCAACGUUUACUUGUCCAGGUAUGAGGCAUGUACUUUGUGUUUCAGGAGAGCGUAUGGCGUUCCAAGGUACCUAGGUACUUGAAUUG
Molecule: messenger RNA, 3014 nt
Organism: Pseudomassariella vexata
Lineage: Eukaryota; Fungi; Ascomycota; Sordariomycetes; Amphisphaeriales; Pseudomassariaceae
Product: Sec23/Sec24 trunk domain-containing protein
Exons: 6
Coding region: 230-2554 (774 amino acids)
Biological process (GO): COPII-coated vesicle budding; intracellular protein transport; endoplasmic reticulum to Golgi vesicle-mediated transport
Cellular component (GO): endoplasmic reticulum exit site; COPII vesicle coat
Molecular function (GO): GTPase activator activity; zinc ion binding
Source: RefSeq, a predicted model, not a curated record